This is a messenger RNA of Phoenix dactylifera (date palm), 3170 nucleotides long. The record is from RefSeq and is a predicted model, not a curated record. Lineage: Eukaryota; Viridiplantae; Streptophyta; Magnoliopsida; Arecales; Arecaceae.
ACCGCCGACCCGACUAUGUUGGCAUCUGAAGAUUGGGAUACAGAGGGAGCACAAAACGCUUUCUAACCUUAGCAGCCUAUCAAUUGUUGCUGCUGCAAAAUCCUCCUCCUAAUCCAACUACCAAAUGUCUCAGAUUUCUCUCUGGGUCAUUUUAUUUGGGCUUUUAAGUUGGGAUCAUGGAUGAAAAGAGAGGUGAAAGAAGGCGUCCGAGCAUUUCUCAUCUUUCUCACUCAAAAAAGAGUUUCAAAAAUGAAGGCUAAGAAGAAGAAAAAAGAGGAUCUGCAAACUCAAAAAAAGAAAAGAAAAAUGCAACGUCCUUAUGCUUUCCUCAAUAUAUAUUUUCUUCCUUUUUCCAGUCUUUACCUCUCAAAGUAAUACUUUGUUUUUGUUUAUCUCGUAGGCACCUCACCCUCUGAGCCAGCACAUAUUGGUGCGCAUCCGGCAUGGAUAUUUUGAUUGAAAUCUUGCACCUGUUCGAUCAAAAGACUGACCAAGAGCUUAACCAUCCAAUCCUUAAACAUCCCUUGAUUAGCCUAUCUGGUAGUGCAUAUCUUUAGAAUCUCAACUUAGGAGCCAUCUUCCAACUAGCUUCACAUAUCUUACGAUAAAAUGUUCACAUAUUAUCUGUGUUUGCAUUAUACUUAGGUGUUUCCUCUUCCCUCAAAAAAAAAACAAAAUUCUCAUAGAAAAUAUAGUGAACUCUCCUGACUCCUAUUGAUCUAACUUGGCUUUUUCCUUAUGAACAGCUAUCCAGCUGAGGGUGUGUUAGUCUUUCUGACUACUAUAAAUAGGCCUUCCCAUACCACCACCCUCAAGAAACACACGGGAGGUGGUUUCCUGUAGGCAUACUGGAGAUUCCAAGAAAAGGUCAUCCACCAUUCCAACCACCUUCAAGAGGCUAUCUCUCUCUCUCUCUCUCUAUUACUAGUACUUCAAGACCUUUUCUUGUUCUUGGGUUCUUGCAGAGAACUCUUUGUUUUCUUCUGCGUGUGUUCUUGGUUCAGAAGGCUGCACAGAAUGGCGAACGUAGGAACAAGGGGAAAGAAGGCGAUCUCGAGGAGUGUUCAAACUGAUGCCAACCAAGGUGGUGAAGAAGCAGUUAUUCUAGAUGCUGUAGCAACAGGGGUAUUCAGUACACAAGAGAAGCUGAAUCUGGAUGAGAAGCAGGCUGUGGAUGAGAGUGCUACUACUGAAGAUGCUUCCGUAUUGCAGGUUAAACCUGAUGGCUUAGGUCUCGCCACAGAAACCCAGAAAGAGGAAGUAGCAAAUGCUGAGGUUGUGAAAGAAGACUGCCAAGUUCUUCAGAAUCAGCCUGAAUUGGAAGAUUCUGGGACUGGAGAAGGGGACAAUGUAGAUAAAUCCACACACAGAAAUUCAGAAGAUGAGAAGCAAGUGAUGAAUGAGAGCAUUGCAGAUGAUGCUUCCACACUGCAGGCUAAAACUGAUGGUCUGGGUCUCACAACAGAAAAUCAGAAAGAGAACGUGGCUGAUAUGGAACAGAAAUGUGCUACUGAAAUAUCAAAGAAAGAUGACACUGUGCUAGAACCAGUGGAUGGAGGCCAUGGUGCAUCUUUGAUGGCAUCAAUACUGGAAAGUGCAAUGUCUCAAGAAGGAACGAUGCAAACUCAGUUAUCCUCCUCAGAAAAGUUGGGAGAUAUUACAGUUGAGAUUGAGAAGCAACAGAAUGAUGAGCAGAUCAUUUCUUACCUGCGAAGUGAGGUGGAGUGCCGCAAGGCUGCUAAUUCUCAAUUGCGGUUUGAAGCUGCCGAAGUUUCAAGGAGAUUUGGAGAUGCAAAAAUGAAUUUAGAGAGGCUGAAAAAGAUACUGAAAGAUAAGGACCUUGCACAAGACUGGAUGUCUUCAGCAACCGUUGCACAUGCUUUGAGAAAUCAAACUGCCACAAAAGAUGCAGAGGAACCUGGACAACAGUCAAAAGGGUUAGAGAAGAAACUGUCUCUAGCGCAGCAAGUUCAAAUCCGGACCCAGAAACAAACUUCAGAUAUGCCAAGUGAAAUAAAAGCAAAAGAAGCUGAGAACUCCAACCUCAGCUGCAAAUCUAGUAACAUUAAAAAAGAAAUGGAUGCUGAAAUAAAAUAUCUAGUGGCAAAAAUCAACAAGCAGAAUCAAGAAAUUGACUCUUUAUCGAAGAACAAUGACGAAUUGCUUGAACAGUAUGAAGCUGAAAAGGCCAAGAAUGAAAAGAUAGAAAAUUUGUUGAAUGAAUACAAAGAGAAGAUGAUUAAGGAUCAAAACAUACUCUCUGAAGCAAAUUGUGAUAUGCACAAAGCUUUGACAUUAAUGGAAGAGCAGCAAAGCAUGAUGAAAUGUGUGGCUGAGUCCAUGGUGGCUGCUAUAAGUGAUGAACUCCAGACGCUGGAAACUGUCUUUGAGGAACAUUGUGAGCUUAUCCUGUGGCAACUAUCUAACUGCACCAAAGAGAUUCAAAUGGAGAAGCAGAAGGCACUGCCACUGCUUCGUGGGUAUAAAAGAACGAUGAAUCAGAAUGAUGUGUUGAUAAGUACGUUUUUAUCCACAGAUAUAACAAAUAUGGUCUUGCGCGAGACGAAUUGGGCAAUGGACGAGAGGCUGGAAGAAGAUGGGAGACUGUUAGAGAGGCAUUUGAACUCUCAGCAUGAUUUGGAGAAACUGAAGAAUAAGGUGGAGACACGGGAAAAGGAACUGGAAGCUAGGAAUGAGGAGAUGCAGGAGGAUAUAAGGCAGAUGAAAAAUGCUGUCGACUACUACCGUGAAAGAUACCAUCGGCUUUACACAAAAUACCAUCCAAGAGAAAGGCUUCCAACUUAGGAUCUAUGCUCAAGUGCCCAUAUUCAUUCAUCAGUAUUCAUUAGUUCUGAGGAUGUAAGAAGAUGAUGAGAGAGAUUUGAUCUCUGAUAAAGUUCUUUGGAGAAUUUUCCUCCAUAUUGAGUACUGUGAUCCGUGACUCCAAGGUGUCUGAGUUCCCAGUUUCAACAGCUUUCAAGCUUAAGUGCACCUAGCUCUAUCUUUUCAUUAGCCUGAGUUGUAUGAUUUUCCAUUACAUUAGUGUUUGUAACAAGUCUCAUUAAAAAAUGAAAGAAUUAUAGUUUUGGAGCUCAAGCUUGGAACAUAUAUUGUUCUUUGAAGAACCCAGGUUUCAAAUAACAGAACUUUUUUUCUUCCUUUUCUCCUCU